AUGAGCAUGGCCACGGACAUUAUGAUCUUCUGCAUUCCUCUACCAUCCGUUCUCAAGCUGCGACUUCCUACGAAGCAGAAGGCCAUGUUGUUUGGAGUCUUCUCUCUCGGCUUUUUUGUGUGCAUCAUCUCCGUCUACAGAAUGUUCACCCUCCGCACCGCCGUCUACAGCGAGGACCCUCCGUGGGAGAAUAUCGGCGCCGCGAUCUGGUCCGCCAUCGAGCUCAACACCUCCAUCAUUGCCGCCUCCCUGCCGACUCUCCGGCCCUUGCUCGCGAAGUGGCUUCCAGGAGCAGGCCUGUCGUCCGCUCACAAGAGCGGAACUAGCGCCUACCCGCGAUACGGGAGCUCAUCAGGGAUUGGCCGCAGCAACUUCAAGCAGCUAAAGAGCAACAACACUCAAAGGGAGGUUAGCACCGAGGAGCUUGUGCUCAAGGAUAUGAUAGCCAGCCAGUCGGGGGCUGUGCCUGCGGUCUACUCUCAUGUGACAGCGGAGCCGAAGACAGGGCACGUGGGCCAGGAACUCCGGGGAGACUUUAGGAACCAAAUCAUGGUGACGAGAGAGACUACCAUCAGGCAAGGUCGUUGA
Molecule: messenger RNA, 588 nt
Organism: Colletotrichum chrysophilum
Lineage: Eukaryota; Fungi; Ascomycota; Sordariomycetes; Glomerellales; Glomerellaceae
Exons: 2
Coding region: 1-588 (195 amino acids)
Source: RefSeq, a predicted model, not a curated record